AACAGAUACCUUAACAAAAAGAACAAAAUGUCACGAAUUAGAAGACUGUCGUCAAGUUUGCAGAAGGGAAUGGGGUUGUCAUGGUUACUGAUCACCUUUCAAACGUACGGCUUUUGUGGGACAUGUAGUUUUUUUUUCCUUAUUUGAUACUUUUCACCAAGAAAAACUGUUAAUCUACUACAUUACCCAUAGUCCUGUGUUAUUAGAUGGUGUUGACUUGAGCUCUCUGUACUUCGGCAUAACUUUCGAACACUUUCCACUUAAGAAAUAGACAGUCCUUUUGAUUAAAUGUGUCUUUUUACUGACCAAACUAAAAAAAAAGGUAAUACAUAUGAGGUUUAGGGAGUUUUAGAUCUACAGGUGUAGAACUUGUGAUGGCGUUCUCUGGCAACAAUCCUCACCUGUUCAGGUGGAAAAGGCUUAGUUCUGCAACCAAGCAGAAACCUGACAAGAAUGGUGGAAAUGAUCUCUGGAAGAAGCGAGUCGAGAUGGCUUCUGAGUUUGCAGUUUCUCAAGUUUUUGCAAAUAAAAAGCCUCAUUUGGGAACCAGGGGGUUAGCCACACAAAUGCACAGCACGGAACAGUUAAGGGAUCAUGAUGAGGAUUACAGUGAAGCUCAGACUCUUUUGAGUAACUGGUUGAGCAGUAAGUUACGAAUUGACCUGGAAAUCGAAGAUGAGGAUGACCUGAUGUGUCCUGAUGAAGGGAGACCUUCUGCUGCCACUGCUGCAAACCUGACUGCUACAUUCUCUCACGGCAUUUUUGAUGAUUUUUGCCUGAGUGAUGAAGAAAAACAAUCAGGUGUGAACAACAUUUUACAAGAGCUAAAGAAGCGAGAGGUGCUGGACACUGUGAUGAUGGAGAAACUGGUACUCGAUGAUGAAACAACACCCAAGAAGUUCACAGACCCGGUCCUCACUAUGGAAGCUCGACACAGACAAGUGCGAGAAAACAGAUUGCAGCGGGAGGCUGAGAAGGAGAGGCAGCACAGGGAGAAGGAGGCUCGCCAGGCUGUCAGACAGGAGGCUAAAAGAAGGGAGAGAGAACGGGAGAUGAGGAGGAAGCAGGAGCAACACAAGCAAGAGGAGCUGAUGCAGCAGGAGCUGGUGAGACUGCGACGUGAGAUGGAGCAGAGGAGGGCUCAGGAGCAGCUUCCUCGACAGAGAAAAAGAUCAGAAUUGCAUCAGGCAGCAGCAAACACCCAAACAACUCCAGCCCAUCUCACAAAGCAACAGCAGAACAUCGAGCAGCUCCGUCGAGAAGAGUGGAUUCAAGCAAAGGUUCACACAAGUAACUUUAAGUGUGUACAGAGGCAUUUCUGUGGGUGGCAUUCAGCGGUGUUGGAGCGACAGCUGCAGAUGAGUAAGGCCACGGCCUUUUUUUCCUGGAGGAGGCAGCUGAGAGCGUGGAGAGCGUGGCGAGCAGUUGUUUGUGCAGAGCGAAGGCAUCGGGAUGUGGCAAAGACAAAGGAGGAACUACGAACAGAAAACAGAAAACACCAGCUGGCUGUGGAAAGUGACCGACGGCGGCUUUUACGGCGUUGCCUUUAUGAGUGGCAAGUAUGGUGUCGGAUCAUGAGGGAACAACGGUGCAUUUUGGCCCAGCAGCAGGAAACCAAACGCAAGAUGGCUGCCUUACUCAGUGCUGCGGUUAAAGGCCAUCUUAAAACCAAAAUAACUAUUGCAAAUCAGCAACAAGUGAUUCAACCAGAGCUGGGAAACCAAUCUGAGACCUCAGCGAAGAAGGAUCAAAACAGUUCAGACCCUUCAUCUCCUGGGGGCUCCAUGAUCCAUCAGGGUAAAAAUGCAACAAGAACUGUUUCCGGGCCUUUGCAGCCUUGGCAGGUGACCCGACGCCACACAGCACCCACUGCUGAAGACUUCCACAAGGCGCGGCAGUGGGUGGAAGACUUUACCAGCUCCACGGCGUCAACAGGCAGCAGGUUUGAAGGCAGACAUGCGGUCCAGCAGCAGAUUAUCACACAGCAGAGGAAGCUGCUGAAGGAGCAGCAGGAGCAGAUCGCCCGGCUGAAGGAAGAGCAGAACAUGAAGGAUCUGAGGCUGGAGAUGGAGAAAACUGCAGAGGAAAUGGAGAAAACUAGGCACUAUGCACCAGAGCAAAGGGCACCUGCUGGAGAAGCUGGCAGUCAGAGUGCACCUUCAAGGAAAGCUGUCACUCGGCAGGCGUACCCCCACCCCAUUGUAUCAGCGAUGGAGGCCCGUGCACGCCAGCGUGCAGAGCGAAGGAAGGAGAUUGAGGAAGUCAAGAAAAAGAAAGAGGAGCAAAAGUUGGCCGAGAUGAAGGCUGCUGAGGAGCGCAGGCAGCAGGAGGAAGAGGAGGAGAAACGCCAGGCGUUGGAAAAACGCAGGGAGGAAAAGAGGCUGGAAAGAGAGAGAGAAGAGGAAAAACAGAGGCAGCUGAAAAGGCAACAAGAGCUUGCAAGACUUGCCCAUCAACACUGUAACAAGACCUUGUUGCUACAGCGAGGCCUGGUGCCAUGGAAACGCUUCAUUCAGUUCCUAAAAGUCAACAAGGAGCUGGCUGAGAAUCAUCACAAGCUCCUUCUCCUGAGGCGCUGCACUCUGCAAUGGCAGCAAUCAGCAAGAGAGUCCAUGUCGGAGAGAAACGCUCGUGCAGAUCUUCUGCAGCAGCACUUUAUACUGCGGAGAGGCUUUAGAUGUUGGAUGAAACUGAGAGACCUGCAGGUGGUUCAGGAAGAGCGAGCUGAACGUUUUUAUCGCAGACACACUCUGAGGAGGUUUCUGCACACGCUGCUGGAUUAUGUGACCCAGGAGAGGCUGGUGGAGUGGGAACGUCAGGAGCUGGCUCAGGGACACAAUAACAGACGGGUGCAGCAGAGAUGUUUCCUGGCCUGGAGGCAGCUUCCAUGUGUGAUGCGCAGGGAGAGAGAGAGGAAUGCUCGGCGAGAGAAGCUGAUCCGGAGAGUGGCAGAAGUUCUGCCCGACUUCCACUCCCAUCCUUUAUGAAAGCCUUUAGGAGAGAAGUGUCAGCGAGGCCGAAAAACUAU
Molecule: messenger RNA, 3028 nt
Organism: Oryzias latipes (Japanese medaka)
Lineage: Eukaryota; Metazoa; Chordata; Actinopteri; Beloniformes; Adrianichthyidae
Source: RefSeq, a predicted model, not a curated record